AUCGAAAAAAUUAUUCCCAAAUAUGCCCAAUGAGUAGUGUAAUUAAAUAAUCCGUAAUUUAAAAUUACUCCGUAGUUUCCUCUUUUUUUCUUAAUGAAAAAUUUGCAGCCAAAUAAUGUACGAGAUGGAUGAUGAUUGAGGGAAGGCGAGAGGAAAGUAGGGUGAAAUAACCAACUGCCGACGGUACUCACAGCCAGUCAACGAUAAGUAGCCACCACCAGCGCCGCCACCAUCCUCCGCUCAACACCGCCUCUCUCCUCCGGCGGGAAAUUCCCCCAUCCCAGACAAUGGAUUCCUCCCCACUGAAUCGCCUCCCUCAAGACACUUUCCACCAGAUCUUCGCCCAGCUACCCCUUCGCGACAUCUUCAUUUCCCGAUGUGUCUGCAAAUCCUUCAACGCCUCACUCUCUUCUCCGGCUUUCCUCCACCUCAUCACCGCCGAUCAGCCGCCUCUCUCCCUCCUCGCCCUCCGCCCCUCCCACCGACACUCUCACUGCGGCGCCGGCGCCGCCGGAUCUUCCUCCCCUUCUCUCAACGUAUUCGACACCUCCCUCAACUACUGGUUCCGUUUCCCCCUCUCCUUCCUCCCCUUCCGUUCUCACUACCCCAUUACUUCCUCCCACGGCCUCCUUUACCUCUGGGCCGAAAACCCUACCCCCAAUUCCACCCUCCCGCCAGCGAAUGCUAAUACCAAAACCCUCGUCGUCUGCAAUCCCCUCACCCGCGAUUUCAGCGUCCUCCCUCAGCUCGGAUCCGCUUGGUGCCGCCAUGGCUCCGUCCUCGUCGGCUCGCCCAGUCAAGUCCUCGUGCUCACCGAGCUAGCUGCAAUCUACUACAGUCCCAAAUCAUCUCCUGAGAACUGGCAGAUAUUUUCCUCAAACUUGCCCUCAAAACCACGCAGCCCGGUGUUGAUCUCCGACACAAUCCUCGCUCUCUGCGAUGUUGGAUCUCCAUGGCGAGCCCAGUGGAAGCUCUUCAAGUCAACAAUCAAGGAUUUGCAGGUGACCCAGCAAUGGACUCGCCUGGAGAAGCAAGAAUGGGGGGACAUUUUUGACAUCCUGAAACGGCCCAGACUGUUGGUGGGUGAGAACAAUAAGUUGUUGAUGAUUGGGGGGUUGAAGAUCUCUUACUCAUUGCACAACUCUUGUUCCACCAUUUUGAUUCUGAGGUUGGAUCUGGAGAGCCUGGAAUGGGAGGAGGCAGGGAGAAUGCCGGCUGAGAUGUUUAAGCAUUUCCCAGAUUCAACCAAGUUCAAGGUGUUUGGUGGAGGGAGCAGAGCUUGUUUCUCAGGGAAGAGGGUUGGAAGAUUAGCUCUUUGGGAGGAGCGAGAGAAUGGAGAUGCAGAUUGGCGNGUGGGUGAGAACAAUAAGUUGUUGAUGAUUGGGGGGUUGAAGAUCUCUUACUCAUUGCACAACUCUUGUUCCACCAUUUUGAUUCUGAGGUUGGAUCUGGAGAGCCUGGAAUGGGAGGAGGCAGGGAGAAUGCCGGCUGAGAUGUUUAAGCAUUUCCCAGAUUCAACCAAGUUCAAGGUGUUUGGUGGAGGGAGCAGAGCUUGUUUCUCAGGGAAGAGGGUUGGAAGAUUAGCUCUUUGGGAGGAGCGAGAGAAUGGAGAUGCAGAUUGGCGGUGGGUCAGUGGAGUUCCUGGCAAUGGUGAUGGACUUUACAGAGGGUUCAUGUUCCAAGCUCGGCUUACUGCUUCACCAUAGAAUCCACAUGGAAGAAGAAGGAGAAGAAGAAGAAGAAGAAGAAGAAGAAUCUGUGUGAUGGUAAUGUUAUUUAUUUACGUUCCACUUCGUUCAUUUGAAUUAGUACCGAAAUAUUGGUUUUUAGACUUAAAAAACCAAUUGUUGUUGUAUGAUUAUCAACUAUAAAGUACUCCGUAUCUGUUUUCAUUCAUUUGAACAUAUAUCCAAAUGACAAUAGAUGAUUUAAUACAUUGUUUGUUGCUACAACUGUGUAACACUUUUAUUUAUAAUCAGAAACACCAUGGUAAUCUGCUUGAAUUGUUUCUCUCGCGUGUUCAAUCCCUGCCAUCCUUGACCUUAGAUUUAGUAAUGAUCAGAACCAUCAUCUCAGCGCAUUAUUCUGUCUCCGUUCAAAUAGUCAUUUGGUUAGUUCCUUUCCCAUUGGUUUCCUAAAAGAUUGGUUUUUUUCGCUCAUACUUGUAUCUGGAUGAAUUAAGUUGGUUGAGAGAAAGAUUCAUGAAAAGUUCCAUAGAAUGCAAUGAAUCACGAGAUGAAUC
Cuscuta campestris is the source of this 2242-nucleotide messenger RNA. NCBI's taxonomy places the organism in Eukaryota, Viridiplantae, Streptophyta, Magnoliopsida, Solanales, Convolvulaceae. The record is from the annotation of a GenBank genome assembly.